Bemisia tabaci is the source of this 403-nucleotide messenger RNA. It is a transcript of the gene Ccdc56, whose product is annotated as Coiled-coil domain containing 56. Gene Ontology annotation, cellular component: mitochondrial inner membrane. The record is from RefSeq and is a predicted model, not a curated record. Gene Ontology annotation, biological process: mitochondrial respiratory chain complex IV assembly. NCBI's taxonomy places the organism in Eukaryota, Metazoa, Arthropoda, Insecta, Hemiptera, Aleyrodidae.
UAAACAUGGGUGAUAAUGAUAUGAAACAAAUUGAUCCAUCAAAAGACAAAUUACCAAAAUCAGCAAGAUAUUAUAUGCAACUGCUUGAACAGCAAAACGUCGAGCGCGCACGUCGGAUUGCCUUGACACGUUACAAAAACCGAAUUUUAGGGGCUGUCCUCGCUUCAACUGUACUUUCAAUUUACGGAUACACAAUGUUUGCCACGAAACAAGAAACCUUCCUUGACGAUUUUGAAGAGCCACUCUUGGUGAUCGACGAACCUAAAAAGUGAUAAUUAUCUCUUUCAUAUUUUAUUGGUGUCGAACGCUUUUUUUUAAAGACUAUAAUUGGUGUUAAAGAUCUUUCUUAUUGAUUUUAGUACUUCUUUCGUUUUGAUUUAAUUAAUCGGCAACAUGGUUGGAA